Messenger RNA from Ictidomys tridecemlineatus (thirteen-lined ground squirrel), 3194 nucleotides. It is a transcript of the gene Prkar2b, whose product is annotated as protein kinase cAMP-dependent type II regulatory subunit beta. Gene Ontology annotation, cellular component: cAMP-dependent protein kinase complex; cytosol. NCBI's taxonomy places the organism in Eukaryota, Metazoa, Chordata, Mammalia, Rodentia, Sciuridae. Gene Ontology annotation, molecular function: cAMP-dependent protein kinase inhibitor activity; cAMP binding; protein kinase A catalytic subunit binding. The record is from RefSeq and is a predicted model, not a curated record. Gene Ontology annotation, biological process: negative regulation of cAMP-dependent protein kinase activity.
CCUGCACCCUCGGCGCUCGCUUCGCGGCCGCGGGGCCCGAGAUCGGAUCGAGGAAAGGGGCGAGGGCGGAGCCCAGGUGCCCGCCCGCCCGGAGGCAGGAUGAGUAUCGAGAUCCCGGCGGGGCUGACGGAGCUGCUGCAGGGCUUCACCGUGGAGGUGCUGAGGCACCAGCCCGCGGACCUGCUGGAGUUCGCGCUGCAGCACUUCACGCGCCUGCAGCAGGAGAACGAGCGCAAAGGCGCCGCACGCUUCGGCCAUGAGGGCAGGACCUGGGGGGACGCGGGCGCAGCCGCCGGGGGCGGCACCCCCAGCAAGGGGGUCAACUUCGCCGAGGAGCCCAUGCGCUCCGACUCCGAGAACGGCGAGGAGGAGGAGGAGGCCGCGGACGCAGGAGCGUUCAACGCUCCAGUAAUAAAUCGAUUCACAAGGCGUGCCUCAGUAUGUGCAGAAGCCUAUAAUCCUGAUGAAGAAGAAGAUGAUGCAGAGUCCAGGAUUAUACAUCCCAAAACUGAUGAUCAAAGAAAUAGAUUGCAAGAGGCUUGCAAAGACAUCCUGCUUUUUAAGAACCUGGAUCCGGAGCAGAUGUCUCAAGUAUUAGAUGCCAUGUUUGAAAAGUUGGUCAAAGAAGGGGAGCAUGUUAUUGAUCAAGGCGACGAUGGUGACAACUUUUAUGUAAUUGAUAGAGGAACAUUUGAUAUUUAUGUAAAAUGCGAUGGAGUGGGAAGAUGUGUUGGUAACUACGAUAAUCGUGGGAGUUUCGGCGAACUGGCCUUAAUGUACAAUACACCCAGAGCAGCUACAAUCACUGCUACCUCUCCUGGUGCUCUGUGGGGUUUGGACAGGGUAACCUUCAGGAGAAUAAUUGUGAAAAACAAUGCCAAAAAGAGAAAAAUGUAUGAAAGCUUUAUUGAGUCACUGCCAUUCCUUAAAUCUUUGGAGGUUUCUGAACGCCUGAAAGUGGUAGAUGUGAUAGGCACCAAAGUGUAUAAUGAUGGUGAACAAAUCAUUGCUCAGGGAGAUUUGGCUGAUUCCUUUUUCAUUGUAGAAUCUGGAGAAGUGAAAAUUACUAUGAAAAGAAAGGGUAAAUCAGAAGUGGAAGAGAAUGGUGCAGUAGAGAUCGCUCGAUGUUCUCGGGGGCAGUACUUUGGAGAGCUCGCCCUGGUAACUAACAAACCUCGAGCAGCUUCUGCACACGCCAUUGGGACUGUCAAAUGCUUAGCCAUGGACGUGCAAGCAUUUGAAAGGCUUCUGGGACCUUGCAUGGAAAUAAUGAAAAGGAACAUCGCCACCUAUGAAGAACAAUUAGUUGCCCUGUUUGGAACAAACAUGGAUAUUGUUGAACCCACUGCAUGAAGCAAAGUAUGAAGCAAGAAGACCUAUAGUGACAAAAUUACACAGUAGUGGUUAGUCCACUGAGAAUGUGUUUGUGUAGAUGCCAAGCAUUUUCUGUGAUUUCAGGUUUUUCCUUUUUUUACAUUUACAAUGUAUUGGUAAAUAGUAGUGAUUUAAUAGUCAAUAGGCUUUAACAUCACUUUCUAAUUAGUAGUUCAUUAAAACAACAUUGAUAAAAUGACUUUCUACUCCUCAAAAUUAUUUGACUUAAAGUUUUAUUAUAAUGAUUGUAAUAUAUUGAAAGUAUCCAUGUUUGAGAAGAUAAUUAAAAGAUACUAUCAUAGUCAAUGUGUUUGAUUUAUUCAGAUUGAUAUCAAGUUAGUGACUAUGCCCAUGUAAGAGAGAACUUGGCAAUGAAUCAUGCAACCAGCAUGGCAUCACAUUCUUUUUAUAAUUCAUUAUAUAGUAAAAUUUAAUCAUUUUCAUAAAUUCUUUUUGGCUUGAUAAGUUAUGUGUUGGCCUUGGCCUAUUGGUGAAAUGGUAUAAAACAUCAUAUGCAAUUUUAAAACUAUAUAUUUUUGCAAUAAAAUACAUUUUGACUUCUUUGGCAUAAUGUCAGUAACCUACAUAUUCCAGUGGUUUUAAGGAAUGGCAAUUUAGGUAAUAGGGAAAAGAGUCUAAGAUGAGUAAUCAUUAAUGCAUUUUUCCCUCAUUUAACAUGUAUCUUUGUUUCCUUUUUUCAUUUUGCAACUUCCUGUAUUUUUUACUUUUAAGAGUUUGAUUUUGAUGUCACAAAGUUUUUUUUUUUUAAAAAAAGCUAUUUAAACUUGUUAAAUCUGACUUUUAUCUUCUAAAAGCCUAAGAUCUUAUACUUAAAAGAAAAACCUUAGUCCUAUACCAAAAAUAUGUUGAGAACCUUAUUUACAUGCCCACAUUACAUUUCUUUAUUCUUCACUUGACCUACACGCUAUGGUCCUUUGCAUAUAUCUGCCUUCACGCAUUUCUGUUCUUCCUUGUGAUGGUUGACAUCACACAAUUGUAUUGAUCGGCAGCCAGUGAGGUUUGCCUUUUUUUACCUUAAAACCUCUCUUAGUAGGUAUAAAAUUUGUAAGCAAAACCACAUAUAACAAAAAAGAGGAGUUUUUGUUCAUACCAUAUAUAACAUCAGGCCUUGCCAUUUGUGUUAAUUUCUACUCAUAAACUUACCAGAUUUUCAUUGAUCACUGAUAUGCUUUUAUUCUGACAUAUAAAACCUAAUUAUAUUCAACCAAAGCAAUAUAAUCUUAUAUGAUUUUUAGGUUCCAUGAUCCAGUGUCUAAAAACAUUAACUCUAACCAGUAUUCACAUUUUGGGAAACAUGUAUCAAAAGAAUAUAUACCUACAUGGGUAAAAUUAUUGUGGGGCUAUUGUCCUACUAUAGGAUGUUUAUGGUCCUACUUGUAUAUGAAAACAUGGUAAGAAUUUUAAUUGGAUAAUGUAUAUAUAAGAAGUUAAAGUAUGUAACUUAUAACAUCAGCCACAUUUCAGAAUAUUGUUUUAACACUUUUGCAAAACCUUGUAGGGAAAGGGAGCUUGCUAUAUGAAGAUGACUUGUUUUCUAUUUAAGACUUUAUUUUAAAAGCCAUGUCUGUUAAACAAGCAAAAAAAGAAAAUUUCUGGCUCAUCAUUCUGUAUUCUUUAUUCACUUUUUCCAUUUAUCUCUUUUGUCGCAUAAGCUGAUUGUUAACUAUUCAUGGAACAGUAAAUAAAUGCCUGUUUAAUAAAGAACUUUGACCAAGGCUAUAAAUGCCAGUUAUGUUAUUUUCAGUAUUGUUGGUUAUAUUUAAAUUUUCCUUAUAAUAAAGCACACUUUUAUAAUAAAA